Oppia nitens is the source of this 5484-nucleotide messenger RNA. RefSeq names its product brefeldin A-inhibited guanine nucleotide-exchange protein 1-like (gene Sec71). NCBI's taxonomy places the organism in Eukaryota, Metazoa, Arthropoda, Arachnida, Sarcoptiformes, Oppiidae. Gene Ontology annotation, molecular function: guanyl-nucleotide exchange factor activity. Gene Ontology annotation, biological process: regulation of ARF protein signal transduction. The record is from RefSeq and is a predicted model, not a curated record. Bases 220 to 5343 code for a protein of 1707 amino acids. The transcript has 4 exons.
UAUAACAUAUUCAACAUAUCGUUCAUUAUUUUUAAGUGUUAUUCAAUUUAUUGACAAUUGUUUACCUAUUGAUAGAUAAACUGAUUUUCUAGUAAUAAAGUAUAGAAACAAUUCAAUGACUGAUUACUCUUCAAAAUUGAAUGCAUUUAUUGAAUGAUUUAUUAUUUGAUUGAUUGACCUAAAGAUUGUUACCAUAAAUGUUAUAAAUGAUGUCAAAUAAUGACCACUAAUUGGCAGAUAAACGCUAAUAAAGAUAAAGAAAUGUUUAUUACAAGAGCUCUGCAAAAGAUUUUGAACGACAGAGAGAUUAAGAAGUCGUAUAACAUUCAAGUGAGGAAAGCGUGUGAAUCAGCUCUCGAUGAUAUCAAAAAUGAAUCCCAAAAGGUUUCAAAUGAAUUAUUACAACAAGAGUUGUCGUCAGCACUUCCACAACCCAAAGGAGAGAGUGUUAUGACAAUUGAUGCCGAAAAGUAUUUCUUGCCAUUUGAACUCUCGUGUCAAUCAAAGUCACCAAAAAUAGUGAUUACAGCCUUAGAUUGUAUACAAAAGCUUAUUGCUUACGGACAUCUGACCGGCAAUAGAGUUGAUCCCAAUAAUACAGAUAAGCUUCUUAUUGAUUCAAUUGUUGAGACCAUCUGUGGUUGUUUUCACGGACCCAACACCGAUGAUGGCGUUCAGCUGCAGAUAAUCAAAGCUUUGUUAACGACUGUCACAUCUCAGUCAUGUCAGGUUCACGAGGGAAGUAUCCUAUUGGCAGUGCGGACCUGUUAUAACAUUUAUUUGGGAUCUAAAAAUCUGAUAAACCAGAAGACAGCCGACGCAACACUCACUCAAAUGCUUAAUGUUAUCUUUAGUCGAAUGGAAGCGCAAUCAACUGAAAGACAAUUAAAUGGAUGUAAAGAAAUGGAUAAUUAUAAUGGUGUGGAUACCGGCAGUGAUGAUAUGCUAUCUUUGGAUAUAAUUAUUGAAAAUAUUGUUAAAGAUAUGAUUGAUAAGAUUGUAAUGAUGGAAGAAAACAAUAGUAGUGACGGUAUAGAUGUGUCAAUGAUGGGCACUCGCAUCCCAUCAUCAGAAAGUAUUGAUACAACAGAUUCUUCUGCCAUAUCCAAUGAUACCAUUCAUUUAAGUUUUACUCAUGUCUUACAAAAAGAUGCUUUUUUAGUGUUUCGUUCACUAUGUAAACUAAGUAUGAAACCACUUCCCGACGGAUAUCCCGAUCCAAAGUCACAUGAAUUGCGAUCUAAAUUGCUUUCAUUGAAACUUAUUUUUACAAUACUUCAAAACUCUGGACCGGUAUUUCAAUCGAGUGAUAUGUUUGCGGUGGCCAUCAAACAGUACUUAUGUGUUGCACUUUCAAAGAAUGGUGUCUCAAAUAUUCCAGAAGUUUUUAAACUAUCGUUAAGUAUAUUCUUAGAACUUCUUCAGAAAUUUAAAGUUAAUCUUAAAGUGCAAAUCGAGAUAUUUUUCAAAGAAAUAUUUUUAAAUAUAUUGGAAACAGUGACGAGUCCUUAUGAACACAAGAAGUUGGUCAUUGAAGCACUGACCAGGAUUUGUGCSGACGCGCAGAUUGUUGUUGAUAUUUAUGUUAAUUAUGAUUGCGAUCUUAACUCCGAAAAUAUAUUUCGACGACUUGUUAACGAUCUUUCAAAGAUAGCUCAGGGAAGGGGACAGAUGUUAGACGCCGGCAUUAUUACAGCCACUGAUGAAAGGAAUAUGAGGAUCAAGGGUCUGGAAUGUCUCGUCUCUAUACUUAAAUGUAUGGUUGAGUGGUCUAAAGAUAUUUACAUUAAUCCCAACCAAUUAGUCAAUUUUGGUCACGAAAAGACUGACAGCAAUAAUAUUAAAGAAGAUAACAUGACUGGUGAUGAUAGCAUUGACGACAAUACUUAUAAUUCACUUAAAGCUAUGGGAAGAACAUCAUCUGUAACAUCAAAAGGUCCGCUAGAAUUGGAUAGUCCGCAACAAUAUGAAGAAGUUAAACAUCAAAAAGAUAUUAUAGAACACGGAAUCUCAUUGUUUAAUAUGAAACCAAAGCGUGGAAUUGCAUAUCUUCAAGAACACAAUGUUAUUGAUGGAAGUGCUGAAAGUGUUGCUCAUCUUUUUCAUAACAAUGAAAUGCUUGAUAAGACACAAGUCGGCGAAUUUUUAGGAGAUAUCGACUCUUUUAAUAGAGAAGUGAUGUAUGCUUAUGUGGAUCAGAUGGACUUUUCAGGUCGUGAUAUAGUCGGCGCUUUGCGAUCAUUCCUCGAAGGUUUUAGACUUCCUGGUGAAGCACAGAAAAUAGAUAGACUUAUGGAAAAAUUUGCGUCUCGUUAUUGUGAGACAAAUAUAAACGGAUUAUUUUCCAGCGCUGACACCGCCUAUGUGUUGGCCUAUUCUAUAAUAAUGUUAACUACAGAUCUUCAUAGUCCUCAGGUUAAGAAUAAGAUGACUAAAAGUCAAUACAUUAAAAUGAAUCGCGGAAUUAAUGACAGCAAAGAUUUACCCGAAGAAUACUUAUCUCAAAUUUACGAUGAGAUCGCUGGAAGUGAGAUCAAAAUGAAAGGCAAUAACAAUACAAGACGUAAAUUAGGACGAGAGUUGACCAGUGAGAAGACACGACGCUUACUAUAUAACGUGGAAAUGGAGGCCAUGGCUGCCACAGCAAAAGCACUUAUGGAAAGUGUAUCACACGUGGAAUCGCAGUUUACGUGUGCCAAACAUCUGGAGCACGUGCGGCCAAUGUUCCGAAUUGCUUGGACACCAUUUUUAGCUGCUUUUAGUGUUGGCCUUCAAGACUGUGAUGACUCUGAAAUCGCCUGUUUAUGUUUGGAUGGCAUCCGAUGUGCUAUAAGAAUAGCGUCUAUAUUUCAAAUGACAUUAGAGAGAGACGCUUACGUUCAGGCAUUAUCUCGGUUUACGUUAUUAACGGCCACUUCAUCUCCCAGUGAAAUGAAGAGUAAAAAUAUAGACACAAUUAAGACACUUAUAGCUGUCGCUCAUACAGACGGCAACUAUUUGGGCAAAUCAUGGCUUGAAAUAUUAAGAUGUAUUUCACAGCUUGAAUUGGCUCAACUCAUCGGAACCGGAGUUAAACCACAAUUUUUGAAUCCAAUUAAUGGCACGAAUGCUAACACUUAUCAUUCAUUUGUAUUUCCUUUGAAACUGGAAACUAUAUCAACAUUUGCUGCCGACUCUCUCUCGAUGUCGCGAACCAAAGAUAGAGAACAAAAGUCUUAUGACUCUAUUGUUGAAACUUCAUCACAGAGUGUAGUGGUAGCCGUUGAUCGUAUAUUCACCGGUUCUAUCCGUUUAGAUGGUGACGCCAUCGUUGACUUUGUUAAAGCCUUAUGUCAAGUAUCGAGUGAAGAACUAUGCCAUCCAUCACAUCCACGUAUGUUUAGUCUUCAAAAACUUGUUGAAAUUUCCUACUAUAAUAUGGGAAGAAUUAGAUUGCAAUGGUCUAGAAUUUGGGAAAUAUUGGGACAACACUUCAAUAAAGUUGGUUCCAAUCCUAACGAAGAAAUUGCAUUUUUUGCAAUCGAUUCAUUGAGACAAUUAUCGAUGAAAUUCAUUGAAAAGGGAGAAUUCGCUAAAUUUCGGUUUCAAAAAGAUUUUUUAAGACCUUUUGAACACAUUAUGAAAAGCAGUUCUUCAUUAGCCAUUCGUGAUAUGGUUGUGCGAUGUAUUGCACAAAUGGUUAACAGUCAGGCGUCGAAGAUCAGGUCCGGAUGGAAGAAUAUAUUCAGUGUUUUCCGAAUGGCUGCCUCUGAUAGCGAUGAAUCAAUUAUUGAUUUAGCAUUUCAAACGACCUGCAAAAUCAUUAACAAUAUUUAUGACAAUAACUUUAUUUCAUUAAUUGAUUCAUUUCAAGACGCUAUCAAAUGUCUUUCAGAUUUUGCCUGUAAUCCCAAUUUUCCCGAUACAAGUAUGGAAGCAAUACGAUUGAUUCGCACGUGUGCCCGAUAUGUGGCCGAACAGCCGCAACUAUUUUGUGAUUAUAGUAUGGAUGACCAAAACAUGGGAAGUCUGACCUCUGAAAAGGAUAGAGUUUGGGUUAGGGGUUGGUUUCCCAUCCUUUUUGAGUUGUCAUGUAUUGUUAGUACGUGUAAAUUAGACGUGCGUACACGUGCGUUGACUGUGAUGUUUGAGAUAACUAAAUCUCAUGGGAUAUCAUUUUGUGAGCACUGGUGGCAGGACUUGUUUCAGAUUAUAUUUAGAAUAUUCGAUAACAUGAAACUUCCGGAACAACACAACGAGAAGUCUGAAUGGAUGACCACUACUUGCAAUCACGCCUUGUAUUCAGUUAUCGAUGUUUUUACCCAAUAUUUUGAUAUAUUGAGUCCUAUAUUGUUAAAUGAAGUUUAUUCUCAACUCUUGUGGUGCGUUCGUCAACAAAAUGAACAGUUGGCCCGAUCGGGAACUAAUUGUCUCGAAAAUCUUGUUAUCUCUUGUGGUAUGAAAUAUAGAGACGAAACGUGGAUAAAGACUUCUGAAUGUAUUCUUGAGAUGUUUGAGUCAACUCUUCCUCAAGAAUUGUUGGAUUGGAAGCCCAAUGAUAUGAAAUAUUCUCUAACAAAGAACAAAACAAAUGUUGCAAUCGAUGAAAAUGAUUCAAAUAAUUCUACUAAAUAUUUGUUUAGUCGUUUGAAAAUUCAAUGCAUCGUACAGUUAGAGUUGGUUCAGACCAUUGAUAAUAUUGUAUUUUUUCCGGCGACGAGUCGUAAGGAGGACGCGGAGCUAUUGGCAGAUAUUGAAGCGGAUGUUAAGCAAAGCAAAGAGUCGAUCAGUAAAGGUAUAAAUCGUCAGUCAGAACAACAACAAGAAGAAGAACAAGGAAUGUAUUCAAUGAUAUUAUCAAAUGUUUUGAUCCGAUUGUCUCAAUGUCUCAUUCAAUCGCAUCGAUUUGCAAAAACAUUUAAUCAGAGUCACGAACAGCGAAAUAUCUUAUGGAGAGCCGGCUUUCACGGCAACGCAAAACCUAAUCUUCUUAACCAAGAAGUCAAGAGUCUGUGUUGUUCUCUCAGAAUAUUAUUCCGACUCUUUUCAGAUGAAACUCGUCAGGAAUGCUGGCCUAUCGUCGAUCAAAAAAUAAUGAGUGUUUGUUUCGGUGCUAUUGAGUAUUACAUGUCAUUGGAAGCCGAGAGCCAUAAGGAGACGUGGACUCCAUUAAUGCUUCUUAUUUUAUGCAAAUUACAUAAACUUAGUGACGAUAAGUUUCGAAGCCAUACUUCAGCCUAUUAUCGUUUAUUUUGUGAUUUGGUUUGUUGUGAUCUAAAGCCUCAAUUAAGAUCAGCUCUCAAACGAGUUUUUAUGCGAAUCGGUUCUGUGUUUGCAAUUAAUAAUAAUAAUAAUAAAGUUUAACCACAUUUCUAGUCAUUCAAAGCAAUCACAACUAACGAAGCCUUAGAUAACUUAAUUACUGUAAAAUGAAAUAAAUUUGAAAUUUCAUAUUUUUAACAUUACCUACUAUUUACAGAUUGUAUCAUAAAUUUAAUUGUCGUC